Messenger RNA from Caenorhabditis elegans, 1182 nucleotides. It is a transcript of the gene F40D4.13, whose product is annotated as Eukaryotic translation initiation factor 3 30 kDa subunit. The record is from RefSeq and is marked reviewed. The transcript is spliced from 3 exons. The coding region runs from base 1 to 1023 and encodes 340 amino acids. NCBI's taxonomy places the organism in Eukaryota, Metazoa, Nematoda, Chromadorea, Rhabditida, Rhabditidae.
AUGUCCGGAGAUCCAAUCGAUCAAGCAUGGUCAGAUUUCGAGAAGGAAACUGACAAAGAAGCGGAAACUGUGGAAGAAGUCGGAGACGAAGGAGAAAUUUCGCCGUUAAAGACUCAGGAGAACGAUGAGCUCAUCGAGGAGGACGAUGAUGACGAUAUCAUCAUCACGAAAGUGACUGGAGAAAAAGCUGAUAAAGGCAAUUUGGAGGGACUAUUGGCUCAGAUUGCUCAGCAAAACUCGUCGUCGAAGGACAUCGUGCAGCUCUGCAACGAGCUCAAGAAGCUGCCAUCGGCGCCAUUCGGAGUCCCGUUAUUGGAUAGUGGCUCAGCCACUGCUGGAACUCAACUGGUCAUGUUUGGAUCUCUGGUGAAACUCCUUGAGAGCUCAAAGCAAACGACCAGCGACAACAAUACUGCCGUCGGUCUAAUAAAAUCGAUCAACGGAUCACUCAAGUCGAUUGUGGACGGAGAGAAAGCAGCGAACAAUGCUUGGCGAGAGUCUACUAUUGUGAUGCUGAAAAAAGAGUUGAGAAAGCUGGAAUUGGCUCGGCUCGAGGAUAAGGAGACCCAGAAGGACAAUUGGUCCCGCUUCCACGAGUGGGCUGGCAAAUUGAAGAAGAACGAUGACGUGGAUACUGGGAAAACUGGUUCAACUUCGGAUGUUCCAGGACUGUUGAAGCGUGGAAGCUCUGAAACUGUCGACGCAGCCAAAUUCGGAUCGAAAAGCGCUGGAAAGACUCCUAAAGAGAAGAUCUUAGCUGCUCAAGCAGCCAACGAGGCAAAGAAGAAGAAGCCAGUGAUCUUCAAAUGUGUUCUAUGCGUGAAGGAUGCACACGAGACGGAGGAAUGCACACACUACCCGACCAAGGAGAGCCGCAUCGCACGCAUGGAAGCAAUGAACCUCUGCCAGAAAUGCGUGAAAUAUCACGGAGGAAGUUGCCACUCGAAGGUCCAGCUCAACUGCUCCAUUUGUCGCGGAGCCCAUCAAACAUUCUUGUGCAACAUCUUCGAAGAAGAUAGAUGAGAGAAUCCUAAGGAAAUCUGUUCAAAAACAGAUCAUUUAAAUCCCGUGAAACAAUUAUCUGAUUCCUCUUGCUACCCGUUAAUUAAUUGUUAUUGUUUAAAAUUGGGUUAUCCAUUUAAUAAUUACCCGUUGUUGUUGCCAAAAAUAAAAAUUCUGAGA